Messenger RNA from Arabidopsis thaliana (thale cress), 1839 nucleotides. RefSeq names its product Tetratricopeptide repeat (TPR)-like superfamily protein. Lineage: Eukaryota; Viridiplantae; Streptophyta; Magnoliopsida; Brassicales; Brassicaceae. Gene Ontology annotation, cellular component: mitochondrion. The transcript has a single exon. The record is from RefSeq and is marked reviewed. Bases 530 to 1717 code for a protein of 395 amino acids.
AUCUAUCCCAAAGGUUUGAUUUUUUUCCUCCAACUUGCAAAAUGUUAAACCUUAAACCUUAAACCUUAGCUUCUCUGUUUUGAAAUCUGUAUCACGGCCCAAGUAUGAAGCAUCUUCUUCUUCUUCGUCUUGUUCUUCCAAAGCCAAAUUACAUUCUCAGAAGGAGCUUCCUUUUCCACUCCGGCAAGACCACACCAUCGCCGUUGGACCCUUACGACACUCUGCAGCGUCGGGUCGCGAGAUCCGGAGAUCCCUCUGCUUCGAUUAUCAAAGUGUUGGAUGGAUGGCUUGAUCAAGGGAAUCUGGUUAAGACUUCGGAGCUCCAUAGCAUCAUCAAGAUGCUUCGAAAGUUCAGCCGUUUCUCUCACGCUCUCCAGGUCUCUCAUUUCUGGAUUCCUCUGUUGCUUACUUUCAAAAAAAAGUUCAUCUUUUUUGUUGUUGUUACUCUGUGAUAAUACGAAUCCAAAUCUUAAAAAUGGUAUCUUUUCUCUUCUUGUUGUUAUUGUGAUGAUGUUAGAUAUCAGAUUGGAUGAGUGAGCAUAGAGUUCAUGAGAUCUCUGAAGGAGAUGUUGCGAUUCGGCUUGAUUUGAUUGCUAAAGUUGGUGGUUUGGGAGAAGCAGAGAAGUUUUUCGAAACUAUUCCUAUGGAGAGGAGGAACUACCAUCUCUACGGUGCUCUCUUGAACUGCUAUGCGAGCAAGAAGGUGUUGCACAAAGCUGAGCAAGUGUUUCAGGAGAUGAAAGAGCUUGGCUUCCUUAAAGGUUGUCUUCCCUACAAUGUGAUGCUGAAUCUCUAUGUCCGGACUGGGAAAUACACAAUGGUUGAGAAGCUGCUGCGCGAAAUGGAGGAUGAGACUGUGAAGCCAGACAUCUUCACAGUGAACACGCGGUUGCAUGCUUAUUCGGUUGUAUCUGAUGUAGAGGGGAUGGAGAAGUUUCUUAUGCGUUGUGAGGCUGACCAGGGGCUUCAUUUGGACUGGCGCACUUACGCCGAUACAGCGAAUGGCUACAUAAAGGCUGGAUUAACUGAAAAGGCUCUAGAGAUGCUGCGUAAAUCAGAGCAGAUGGUGAAUGCUCAGAAAAGAAAGCAUGCCUAUGAGGUUCUCAUGUCAUUCUAUGGAGCUGCAGGUAAGAAAGAAGAGGUGUACCGUCUCUGGAGCUUGUACAAGGAGCUGGACGGGUUCUACAACACUGGAUACAUAAGCGUGAUCAGUGCACUCUUGAAGAUGGAUGACAUAGAGGAGGUGGAGAAAAUUAUGGAAGAGUGGGAAGCUGGACACUCCCUUUUCGAUAUUCGGAUCCCACACUUGUUAAUAACGGGUUACUGCAAGAAAGGAAUGAUGGAGAAGGCAGAGGAAGUAGUAAAUAUAUUGGUCCAGAAGUGGAGAGUGGAGGAUACAAGCACAUGGGAGCGUUUAGCUCUUGGGUACAAGAUGGCGGGUAAAAUGGAGAAGGCGGUGGAGAAAUGGAAGAGAGCAAUAGAGGUGAGCAAGCCAGGGUGGAGACCACACCAGGUUGUGCUGAUGAGCUGUGUGGAUUAUCUGGAGGGUCAAAGAGACAUGGAGGGUUUGAGAAAGAUUUUGAGACUGUUAAGCGAGCGAGGACACAUUUCAUACGAUCAGCUACUGUACGACAUGAACGGUGCUGGACUGAGUUGGAAGAUAGUCGAUGCAAUGGGAAAAGGUCGAUACGUUGAGGAAAGAGAAGUACGAAUCUAGAAAGUGACACAUUCCAAACAAUGAAGUCUUAUAACCAUUUGGAUAAAUGCAAGUUCGUUUCAUCCACAAGCAUUUUUUGGGCUUAAGCUUGUCUUAAAUGAGUUAACUAAUAAUAGAUUAAU